AGGCUGAGACAGCUUCAACGACUCCCCUCCUCUGUCCUCUCCUCUUCUCUCCCAGUGGUCAGCAGAGAUAAUCAGCUAGCUCCGGCGAGGUCGGCCGAGCAGAGGAUCGGAGGUCAGGGGAGCAGAGCAGAGGAACGAUGUCGUGCCUGGGCCGCGCGGCGGUGCCGGUGAAGCGGGUGUGGCGGGGUCUCAGCGCGCGGCUCCGGCUCCGGCGAGCCACCGGUAAGUCGUCAUCGUCGUCGUCGAGCUACUACACGGCGAUGGACCCCGACGGCGAGGCUGACGGUGUGGGUGCUGCAGGUCUGGGGCGGCUGCGGAAGGAGGUGCGCACGUGCGAGUACAGCGACGUGCACGUCAUGUGGGAGAUGCUCAGCAGCAGCAGCAGCAGCAAGAGCGCCGGAGGUGGGGGAGGAGCCAUGGACAGCGCCACCGCCGCCGCCGGGAAGGGCUCGAGGCGGCCAAGGGUCGGGAGGAAGGCCGCCGUCGCUUGGAGGAGCCUCGCCUCCUACUGCUGCGCGCUCUGAUCAUCCGAGUUGCUCGUCGGAUUCAGAGUUUCAGACAGAGAAGGGGUCCUCUGCUUCUUCUUCUUCUGCUGCCGCUGCUGCCGCCGCCGCCGCCUUGUUGAUUAGAAGAACAGUUGAUGAAUCGAUCGAGCGCCGCCAUUGGAGGCAACCACACAAUUUUGGGGACGCGGGGAUUUCGUUUCAGAUGAGAUGAGGCAGUUGGAUCCCCAAGUUCCAACUGCGUGCGUAUAUGGUAUAUAGUCAUGUCAGAGCUGUACAUACAGAGGCUUCUGUGAUGUAAUUUUGGUCCAUGUCUGGUGCUAGCUAUACGUGAGUGUAAAGGCCAAUUUUGUCUCUGUCUCUGAUGGUUGUUCUCGAUCAUCCGACAGACCAGUUCCUUGCUGCGGCUCUAUGUUUCCAUGUGUUGUUAUGUACAAAGUUACAGUCUUGCGUAAAUAAAAGAUGAUCGAUCACAUAUUCACAAUGA
Molecule: messenger RNA, 990 nt
Organism: Setaria italica (foxtail millet)
Lineage: Eukaryota; Viridiplantae; Streptophyta; Magnoliopsida; Poales; Poaceae
Exons: 1
Coding region: 138-524 (128 amino acids)
Source: RefSeq, a predicted model, not a curated record